Messenger RNA from Macrobrachium nipponense, 1200 nucleotides. Its product is annotated as pregnancy zone protein-like. The transcript is spliced from 6 exons. NCBI's taxonomy places the organism in Eukaryota, Metazoa, Arthropoda, Malacostraca, Decapoda, Palaemonidae. Bases 1 to 1200 code for a protein of 399 amino acids. The record is from RefSeq and is a predicted model, not a curated record. Gene Ontology annotation, cellular component: extracellular region.
AUGGGGAUAUACAUAUCAGAGAGAAAUUUGCAAAUACGCUACCAGCAAGAGCUACUCUACCAGCACACUGAUGGAUCUUUCAGCGCAUUCGGUAAUUCGGAUGCCUCAGGAUCCACUUGGCUCACAGCAUUCGUGCUGAAGUCCUUCAGUAAAGCCGAAAGUUACAUUACUGUGGAUGAAGAUCUCCUCCUUUCAUCCAAAACUUGGCUACUGUCGAUUCUAAAUGAGGACGGCUGCUUCCAAUCCGUCGGCUUUGUGAUUCGCUCCGACAUACAGGACGGCGUCGAUGGUUCAGAAGCGUCGCUCGCGCCUCUCACAGCCUACGUCCUCAUAUCUCUUCUGGAAGGGAAUCUAACAGUGGAUCCGCAGGUUAUAGCAAAUGCCGUCACUUGCAUCACCACAGCCACCACGAGCAACAGCACCUAUAUCAAGGCCCUGACGGCAUACGCUCUCUCCUUGGCAGGCGACAGCAGCGCUGCUGUUACGCUCAUUUCAGAUGUGUACAACAGUUUGACAUCAGGAAGUCCAGGUUUGUCUCAAGCGCUGACAGUUGAAGCAGCCGCCUACCUCCUUCUGGCCAUGCUCAGUGCAAAUCCAGGAUCCUACACUACCUGGGAGUCCGAUAUUGCCAAGCUUAUAUCAACUUACCACAAUGGACAGGGAGGCUUCGUCUCGACGCAGGACACAGUGGUUGCUCUGCAGUCCUUGGCAGCCUUCAGCGAAGCCUUCCCGCCCACGGGAACAGACCUCACCAUAUCAGUCACUACUGGAAGUCAGUCGUUUGACAUUGAGAUAAAUUCAGAGAACAGUCUUCUCCUGCAGACCAGCUACGUCACGGACGAUCCACCUUUUGAAGUUACUGUGACACCAUCUGGGAGUGGAUGCGCUCUCGUCACGAUUACCCACCAGUACAACGUCAAAGAAGAGCCAGAGAGUUCUGCUUUUGCAGUGUCUGUCAAGACAGUCCUAGAAAACUGCUCUUCCAACAGUUUCCUGCAAAUUUGUGCUUCUUACACCAAUGAGGACUCCGUAUCCAACAUGGCUGUUAUGGAGGUCGACCUCCAAACAGGAUACUCGGCAGAUGAGGAAGACUUGAGAGGUCUCGUCGCUCAACAAGUCAUCAAGCGUUACGAGGUAAUUGUUUUGGUAACCAUAGUUCCUCACUGGACGAGUCGGUUGCUUACUGGCCCACCGAUCUAG